Molecule: messenger RNA, 369 nt
Organism: Gongylonema pulchrum
Lineage: Eukaryota; Metazoa; Nematoda; Chromadorea; Rhabditida; Gongylonematidae
Source: the annotation of a GenBank genome assembly
AUGGAUUUUAACUUGCAGGAAGCAUACGGUAAUCCGUUCCCAACACAAGCAGACUGGGAGCACUGUGCUGGCUCAAAUCCACAAUUCCGAGGUUAUACAUGCGGUUUGUGGACUACUUUCCAUGCACUCACUGUUCAGGCAUAUAAAAAAGCUCUCAGUGAUCCGAAAUUCGAUCCAACAGCACCACUGGCGGCAAUCAGGAAUUGGGUGGAUUAUUUCUUUGGUUGUAGGCACUGCCGAGGCCAUUUUCUGAAUAUGACAACGCGAACGUUCCGCAUGGAAAGUCAUGUAAGUGAAGCAAUUUUGGCUUUUUGUCAAGCAGGUACCACAGAGCAGAGUUCCGUAGUGAAGUACCCAUUGGCCAGGUAA